Molecule: messenger RNA, 1213 nt
Organism: Fundulus heteroclitus (mummichog)
Lineage: Eukaryota; Metazoa; Chordata; Actinopteri; Cyprinodontiformes; Fundulidae
Gene: myl1
Product: myosin, light chain 1, alkali; skeletal, fast
Exons: 6
Coding region: 117-701 (194 amino acids)
Cellular component (GO): myosin II complex; contractile muscle fiber
Molecular function (GO): calcium ion binding
Source: RefSeq, a predicted model, not a curated record
AUGAUUUCUUCCUCUGAGUCUCCUCCAUUCUGUGCUGCACUCCUUCUGUGUCACCCGAGUCGGUAAUUGUCGGUGCGUCAGGGACAAAGUCGUUUUUUUUGUAACUAUAAGCAAAAAUGGCACCCAAGAAGGACCCUAAAGCUCCCGCAAAGAAGGCAGAACCUGCACCCGCGCCAGCAGCAGCACCUGCACCUGCACCGGCGCCUGCUCCUGCUGCAGCUCCCGCGGUCGACCUGUCCUCUGUCAAGAUUGAAUUCAGCGCAGACCAGAUUGAAGACUACAGGGAGGCCUUCGGCUUGUUCGACAGGGUGGGUGACAACAAGGUGGCGUACAACCAGAUCGCUGACAUCAUGCGCGCUCUGGGACAGAACCCCACCAACAAGGAGGUCAACAAACUGCUGGGGAAUCCCUCAGCCGAGGACAUGGCCCAAAAGAGAGUAGAGUUCGAAGCUUUCUUGCCCAUGCUUCAGACCAUCAUCAACAGCCCAAACAAGGCAGGAUUUGAGGACUACGUUGAGGGUCUGCGUGUCUUCGACAAGGAGGGCAACGGCACAGUCAUGGGUGCUGAGCUGCGUAUUGUCCUGUCAACACUGGGAGAGAAGAUGACCGAGGCUGAGAUUGAUGCCCUCAUGACAGGACAGGAGGAUGAGAACGGCUGCGUGAACUAUGAGGCCUUUGUCAAGCACAUCAUGUCUGUGUAAGGACCCUGCCACUGUGGUGGCGAACAUCGACUAGUGCAGACCCCAUGGUGUCGCGACAUCCACUCGCUGUUUCCUGAAUCAUCUGUGGAAGCAGGGGGGCACAAAGGACUAAGAGAUGUCAUUUCUUGAAACCCUGUUUCGUUAAAUCCAACUUUUUUUUUUCUUUUGUCGAAAUGGUGCUUUAUUAUUUCCCCCCCUCUUCUCUCUUCCUCCUCCUGCGACUUGGAAAGCAGUAAUGAUUGCCAACGAGGCGUUUCUUCCUUCAUCCAGGUCCCGUGGUCUCAUUGGGGUUUUUGUUAUUACAGAGGAACAGUGCUGUAGGGGGAGGUGGAAUACCGAUGCCCAUUUCCUCCCACCUAUUGCUUGGUUGGCUGUCUAGCUGCCAUGUAGGUGACUGGUUUGGCCCAGGACUGGCCGAUCAAAUCAAUUUGCCCUUCACUCAACCCAUCCCUGAGUCUUAAGCUAUUGUAUCCUCUGCCAUUUCACAAUAAACUUUUCACACUCCCAUUUUA